GGCGGCUUGGAGUUGAAACACUAUUGCGAACCCUCUUCUACUCUCAGUCACAGAGAGGAAGCGAAGAGCAUCGCCUCGCCUCGCCUCCUUUGAUCAUCUUCAUCUUAAGAGGGGGAAGCGAAGGUAGCCUCUGGUUUCCGUCCAGUAUAUUCUCCAUGAGUUCCAUCUUUGAAACAAUAGGGAGUCAGCAAGUUGAUGUUCACUAUGUAACUACCGGCGCCCCUGGCAGGGUUGAAGAGAAUUUUGAAGAAUUUUACUUUGAACAUGACGAUCACUUUCUUCAAGAGGUUCUCCAAGAUCAGGAAACUGUGUACCAGUCACUCCAGGCAAGUAAUGGGAAUGACUGGGCUAAAGCUUCUGCUAGUGGUAGUUCUAAUGUGAAUCAUGGACGAAGUAGUGGGGAGGAUCAGGAUGUGGAAAAAGAGGGAGAAUCUUCACACGUUGCAGAUGUUGAGGCACAAUUAAAACUGGAUGAAGCUUUAGCUAUAAGUUUGCAGGCGGUGGAGAAUCAGUUUCUUGUUUCCUCCCUUAGUGAGUCAACUGAAACUGAAGCAGUCAACAGAGAGGUCAAUUCCACAAACACUUCUUCCCAGUUUCAGGCUGUGAGACAAGAUAACAUUGAGCCAGAUAACAUGACAUAUGAGGCAUUGCUAUCGCUAGGAGAGGAUAUUGGCACUGAGAGUAGAGGAUUAUCAGAAGAUCUUAUUUCAUAUUUGCCGAAGUCCAAGUACAGCACAGGGGGGUUCUUCUCAAAAAAAGACAAAACUGAGGAGUGUGUGAUCUGUUUUACGCUAUACAAAAACCGGGAUAAAUUGAUCACCUUGCCAUGCCAGCACCAAUAUCAUUCAAAAUGCAUCACACCGUGGUUGAAGCUAAAUAAGGCAUGCCCUGUGUGCAAGGAGGAAGUAUUUGGGUCUUGAUCGUGGGAAACGCUUGCACUGAAGUAAAUAACGCUAUCGCUCCUGUACUGGGUAGCUAUGGAUCAGAUUUGGUACAUAAAACAGGAAGGUCCUUGUAGUCCAGUCUUAUUUGAAUCAUGGAUUAAGUAAGUAAUUAUAUAAUUAGGCGUAUAUACUGCUUGGAUCGGUUUGAUAGUUCCCUCAGCUGUACUAUGGAAAUGAAAAUAGAAUCGUUGCCAUAGGGAAUUGAUUCUUCUUCUAGGCACAACGUAAAUCGGUUGAUGAUGAUACCUCUGCAGAUUAUUACGUAAAGCUUUCCAUUAUGCAGAAUAAUGAUGAUUGAAUAAUUACUUAAAAGAGUUUUCGUUA
Molecule: messenger RNA, 1268 nt
Organism: Telopea speciosissima
Lineage: Eukaryota; Viridiplantae; Streptophyta; Magnoliopsida; Proteales; Proteaceae
Product: E3 ubiquitin-protein ligase BIG BROTHER-like
Exons: 8
Coding region: 156-920 (254 amino acids)
Biological process (GO): protein ubiquitination; negative regulation of organ growth
Molecular function (GO): ubiquitin-protein transferase activity; ubiquitin conjugating enzyme binding
Source: RefSeq, a predicted model, not a curated record